AUGGAACGUGUGCUCACGGAACACAUUUUGCAUGAUAAAGAUCGCGUUCCACCAAUAGACAAGAAGAUACUCCACAAGGCGAGACAUAAAAGGUUGGCAGCUGGUCAUCAACCUCCUUCUAAGAGACAAAGGGCACAAAAGACGAAGAAAAUGCUAGCACAACAUGCUUCAAACGGUGAAAAAGAUGAAUCCCUAAGGAUUUUUGAUGAUGAUCCAUAUCAUUAA
Messenger RNA from Arabis nemorensis, 225 nucleotides. The record is from the annotation of a GenBank genome assembly. Lineage: Eukaryota; Viridiplantae; Streptophyta; Magnoliopsida; Brassicales; Brassicaceae.